Penicillium verrucosum is the source of this 1053-nucleotide messenger RNA. RefSeq lists its product as uncharacterized. The record is from RefSeq and is a predicted model, not a curated record. NCBI's taxonomy places the organism in Eukaryota, Fungi, Ascomycota, Eurotiomycetes, Eurotiales, Aspergillaceae. The transcript has 3 exons. Bases 1 to 1053 code for a protein of 350 amino acids.
AUGCCACGAGCAGGCACACCGAAGGUAGAGAGGAUAAGUCCAGACCCAGACUGGGAUUGGUUUCUAUCUCAAAGAGGCAACUUUGGCAAAGGAACUUUCCGUGCAGACUAUCUACUUCGGCGUGUGUUCAUGGACUACCAGGACUGGAGUAUUCCGGAAUGUUGGCCGUAUGAGAUGGAUGGAACGAGAAGCGAAGAAAAAUAUUAUAAUAAGGAUCCGACUGUCCAGCAGUUGGGUCGCGUUGAUAAUGCCAAGGAAGACGAAAAUGUGAGCGAUAAAAAGGACAAACUGAAUGAUAAAGGAAUCAGAGAGGAUAAGGAGCGAGCAAGUAUGGACCCCGAAAAACAUGAUGAGAGGGACAAAGAUGACGACAACAUUAAAGAGCGCGGUAACAGGACUCGCAAACCAAGUGAUGAAAGUCAUGAGAAAGGCAACGAAGGCGAAAGCGAGAAAAGUGACAAGGAAGCCGAUGGUUACCAUGGGAUGGUGACUGCGAAGGCUUUGGACCUGAAUAUCCGCAGUUACAGGACUGAUGACUGGUUAGUCUACUGGUCUCAAGCUCUAUACGACCUCGAUCUUCCAGACAAGACACACGGAAUCAGUAUCGCCAGGUCAAUGGAGCUAGAUCACCCACAUAAAUGCCAUGCAUGUGCUCUGGUAGAUGUGAUAUUAUGUGGUCAUGAUUGCCCCUCGACUUCUGAGCUCAUUGCCUUGGUCAGCUGGGGGUUUAGAGGCAUGCUUCAUCAAUUAGAAUGGCUCACCAAGGGAAUUGAGCCAGAGGAUAUUCAUAUGCUCAAUGAAGUUUUCCCAACUAUGAUAAUAGUGUUCGACCAAAGAUGCUGUGCCCGUGUACUAUACGGUUACUUCGAUGAUAGAUUUCAAGUUCAAUUUACCCCGGUGUUGAAUUUCAAAGAAUUUACCGAGGUCAGCUCGUCAUCCUUGGAAGGCUACAUGGGCCAGAUUGAUAAGAAGAAGUACUACGACAUGAUGCACUCACUGCUUCGUUGGGCAUGGCCUCUUUGCCAUCACCUCACCACUAUCGCUAAGCCCUAA